Molecule: messenger RNA, 2151 nt
Organism: Zygosaccharomyces rouxii
Lineage: Eukaryota; Fungi; Ascomycota; Saccharomycetes; Saccharomycetales; Saccharomycetaceae
Exons: 1
Coding region: 1-2151 (716 amino acids)
Biological process (GO): regulation of DNA-templated transcription
Molecular function (GO): zinc ion binding; DNA-binding transcription factor activity, RNA polymerase II-specific
Source: RefSeq, a predicted model, not a curated record
AUGGCAGUCUACAAACGGGGGGAUCGUAAAUGUUCUGGCGGUCCUCAAGAUUGUGACAAGAAAGUUUUGAGGUCUUGUGUUAGGUGUCGAAAGAAUAAGACGAAAUGCGAUUCGAUGGAGACGAGACCUGAUCCGUGUACAAGCUGUGUAAGGAAAGGUGUUGAAUGCGAGUUGGAUUACGUCACACCCCCUCAGAGGUCUAAGGAGAUGAAAUCGCUGUAUGAGAACAUUAGAUUUGCCAGUGAUAGAGUUAACAGUCUUUGCAUGGUUUAUGACGAUUUUUCAAAGAAGUUUAACGUGGGAGGUUUAAGAAAGCCUGGGAAAGAUGUUGAUUGGAAUGAGUACCCGACAAGGAUUUUGAAAGUGAAGGAUCAGUUUUUCAGUUUUAACUUGAACCCUGUGGAUGAAUCGUUGUGUAUCAAUAAUUUCAGGAUCAAGAGUGAAUUUUUGAACAAAUGCUUCAAAAAUGUCAGGGGAGUAGUAUGGGGGUUGAUCAAGAUAUAUUUUAAGUGGGAGAAAAUAGGUGAUCGUCAUGAGGAGAAGGCCCGAAGGUUUGUAUCAGAAUUCAGUGCAAGAUAUUUAUUACAGAAGAACCAAUUGUUGUUGUUAUUGUGCAUAUUAAAUUUUUAUUAUGAUAUUCCCGGACUGAAGUAUUUGAACAUAUUCGAGUACGUGAUUGAUAGUUACUACGACGGUGCAUUUGGUAAUGGUGAGGUUAAGGAUGAAGACAAGGAUGAGGGCAAAACAUUAUUGAGUAAAUCCGCGUUAUCCAAGAUCGUUGUUGGAAAUUUACCGAAUGCCCAAUUUCACAGUGAAUUAUUUAUUAAGCAUUUUACCAUUUUCCUGUUCUUGAAUAUCGUUUUCUAUGGACCAGAAUAUUUCAUGAAUUGCUUCAUGGAUAAGUACAUCAGGACUUUGGAAUUUUUGAGGAAAAAGAUCAAUUUCGAUAAAAAUUGGGAAGUCAAAUGGGUGAAUUUCUACAUUAGACUGUUAAAUUUGGUGGAAGGUGUCGUACCGCCUGUGGAAGGUGGUAAAUACGCGGUUGAAGAUGAAGAAAUUGAAUUUUUAUUUUCUUUAGUGAGGCAGGACCGUGAAGCAGAAGGUAGGAUCAAUGUGACUUUGGAUUGUUUUAUUUGUCUUGUGAAAUUUGAUCAAUAUUUAAUCGAGAGGAGAGAAUGGCCUGCCAAUAAACAAAUAUGUAAGCGUUUCAGCUACAUGUGCGAGCGACUGAAUGCCGAUCUUUUGGGGAUAUUUGGGGUGAGACAGUCUGAUAGAGAGGAAAUGGAGAGGUUUACCUUUGUUCAAUUAUUCUUUACGCAGUUAUUAACUUUGAACAACCUUUUGUGCGUUAAUUACUGCGGAGGAUCUAUGGAGCUGUUUACAGAUGUAGGUUGGUUUAAUGGAUUCAACUAUGAAGUGUACGAGCUUUUCCCACAAGAGUUGGUAGAGGGUGAAUAUAGAGACCUAGAGAUUGAGAAUGGAUAUUAUUGUUGUCAGUCCAAGUAUGAUUUUCUAAAUAAAGUGUUAAAGAAGGAUAAGAGCAUGAGCGUUAAUGAACUUGUGUUAUUAUGCGUGGAAGUGUCCGUUGGCAGACACUGUUUAAAAAUUGAUAGUAGUAAUGAUGUGCUAGGGAUGGUGAGUCAAGAGCUGGAAACGUUUUAUAGAAAUGAUGAUAUGAAUUUGAAGAUACUGAAAUCUUCGUGUCGAUUGGUAUGGUUAUUAUAUGAAUAUGUUGUGUUUUGGGAUAUGCUCAAUCGUGUUAUAAUCUAUGAACCAUUUGUGUGGAAUGCGCAAUUGGUUUUGGAAAAUAAUGGAUUGUUGUCCCAGAAUGGUGACUGCAGAUCUUAUCAUUAUAGCAAUGGUGUAGUUGAUAUGCCGUAUGGUAUGGACGUUGUUGACUAUGAUGAUGAGAAUAGGAAUAAUAGAAGGGAAGUUGAGCCUGAGUCGGUGGAUCCAGAAACGGUAGAGGCGGCACCUCGGAACGGUGGUGACACUGAUGCUGUUGUGAGAUUGGCCGAACCGGAGCAGUCAGGCGAUGCUGGGGAAAGGUUAUCGUUAAAUGGUGGUAUUAACCGCAUUUUGCAAAAUGUGGAUUGGGUAAAGGAAAGCGCGGAUGAAGUUUUUGAAAAGAUUCACAAUGUUCUUAACUGA